Molecule: messenger RNA, 469 nt
Organism: Anarrhichthys ocellatus (wolf-eel)
Lineage: Eukaryota; Metazoa; Chordata; Actinopteri; Perciformes; Anarhichadidae
Product: histone chaperone ASF1-like
Exons: 2
Source: RefSeq, a predicted model, not a curated record
CAGUCUGUUUUUAUCCGGUUCUUGAUCAUCGGUGGUCACUUUCUUUAUGGUGGUCUAGUGUGCACUGGUCUUCACUGGUUCCUGUCUGGUCCUGGUCCCGUUUUUGUGGGUCCAGCUGAGACCCGAGUCAGUCCAUGCAGCGCUACCGCCAACAAUAUGGUGCCUCCUACCCCCCCACAGCCUCCCCAGCUCCUGUGGAGGAGGAAGAGGAAGAGGAGGAGGAGGAGGAGGUGUACAUUGAAGAGGAGGUGUAUGGGGAGGAGGCUGAGCCGCUGAUACAGGAGGAGGUGGAGCCUGUGGUCCGGGAGACAGGAGGCGUUAAAGAGGAGGAGGAGGAGGAGGAGGAGGAGGAGGAGGCGGCCUCACAGACCAAGGAGGAAGUGCAGCCCGACGUCCAGGAGACAGGUAGGAAAGGUUUGGCAUGGUUUGGUUUGGCUCAGUUUGGUUUAGCUUGGUUUGGUUUAGUUUG